Molecule: messenger RNA, 2410 nt
Organism: Lycium ferocissimum
Lineage: Eukaryota; Viridiplantae; Streptophyta; Magnoliopsida; Solanales; Solanaceae
Exons: 9
Coding region: 85-2256 (723 amino acids)
Biological process (GO): positive regulation of transcription by RNA polymerase II
Molecular function (GO): transcription cis-regulatory region binding; metal ion binding
Source: RefSeq, a predicted model, not a curated record
UUAGGAGGCUAAAACCCGAAAAGAUCAACGCAGCAAACCCCCGCUUUGUGUAAUCUCUCACCCAGGAAAUCUUUGUGGAAUUUCAUGUCCAUCUUGUCUUCCCAUAGCGACACUCAUAUAGCUUCCUCUUCUUCUUCACCAAGCUCUCCAAACCCUAACCCCAAUCAUGGAUCCAAACACCACCACCAACAACAACCCUCUCCCUCCCCCCACAACUUCUCUGGAAAUAUGGCUCCCACUGCAUAUGCUUCUGGAGGAUCUUCCAAAAAGGUGAACAACUCCAGUAGCAGUCAAGAUGGUUUUACAAGUUCACGACCCCAUAACAGUGAUAGAAUUUCACUGCACCAACAAGGAAAAUCAGCUAGGACCAAUGAUCCUUCCAGUGGAAGAGACCAGUUUGGUUCCAACAGUCCUCAAGGAAUUGCUACCCGCUCAGCUCCAAGAAGAGCCCAAAUGGUUAGUGGAAAUCACUUGCUGAAUUUUCAGUAUGAUCCCAUUUCUCGUCCACAAUCUAGGAUGCCUCCUCCAAGGAGAUACGUGAAGAGAAAACCUUACAACAAAGACUUGUUUCUUCAAGCAAAUUACAAGUUUGUUCUGUUGGAUUCAGGCAAUUACACGCCUGAAUCAAUGGAUCCAGACAAAAUGUUACAAUGGGAGGAUAUUGUUUGUGUGAGAUAUUCCACUCCAUUUCAAGUGCAAUGCCCCAUAUGCUUAGAGGAUCCUCUGUGUCCUCAGAUAACUUCAUGUGGUCAUAUCUUCUGUUUUCCCUGUAUUAUGCAAUAUUUUAUGAUCUCUGAAGAAGAUGACCAUAAAGACGAUUUCAAGAAGAAAUGCCCAUUGUGCUUUAUGAUGAUAUCUUCGAAAGAUUUGUACACCAUCCAAAUUGAGAACGUUAAGCAACUUCGUGUUGGUGAUGUCAUUGAGUUUGUCCUUUUAACCCGUCACAAGGAUUCAUUUACUUCAUCUUUGAAAAAUAAUGAUGGCAUUGUUGGUGGAGAGGAGGUUCAGAAGUCAUUUUCUAAGUUCAUAUUUACUUCAGAUGUUGACCUUUCUGUCCGAGAGGCAAUGUCUGAUCUUGAUAGUUGGUUAGCUAGAGCAGAUUCAGGCCUAGUUGAUGACAUGGAGAAACUUCCCUUUGUCUGUGCUGCAAUGGAACAGUUGGAGCAGAGGAAGAAGUACUGGAAUGGGCAACAUAUUUCUGUCCAAAACAGCAAAUCUAACAAAGAUAAUUUUUUGGCGAAGUGUUCUUAUAGAGCUCAGUCAACAGAAAGUAUUCAGGUCCAUUCUGCUGGUCAAUCUACUCUUGAAAUGCCAUCCAGUCAUCUAACUGAUAAGCCAAUAUUGCAGGAGAAGUCAACUCUCAAUAAGGUAGUGAGGGACUCUCAGCUUAUUCAAGCUGCAGAUGUUGAAUCAAUAGAAGAUUGUAUUGGAUCUUCAUUGUCCUUAUGUGACAAUGACAAGAGCCCACAGAAAGACAGUAGUGGCACUGCAGACAGAGAAGACAUCAAUUCUUACAGUUUCUACCAGGCAGUUGAUGGUCAGCACCUUAUCCUUCAUCCGCUGAACAUGAAGUGUCUUCUGCAUUACUAUGGUGGCUAUGAUAGUCUUCCUAACAGAAUUAGUGGAAAGAUUUUACAAAUGGAGUCUGUGACGCAAUCGGAGGCCAUGAGAAGGCGCUACCGCUUCUUAAGUCAUUUUUCUUUGACGACAACAUUUCAGCUCUGUGAAAUUGAUCUCAGCAAGAUAUUACCCAUGGAUGCACUAUCUCCAUUUAUGGAGGAAAUCAAAAGUAGGGAAAAACAAAGGAAGUGGCAAGCUAGGAAGGAACUGCGUGAACAAGUUAAAGCUGACGCCAUUGGCAUGCACUUAGAGCCUUUGCCUUUUAGGUUUUCAGAACCAUCUUUCACAGAACAGCCUACUUUCACUAGCGAUGACUUUGAAGCUUUGGGAAGUACGAGUACAGCUGUAACAUCAUCAAGCUCCCCAGUGCCUGGAGGCAGACAGCUGUUCUCGAAUGUUGCAAGGCUUGGUUUUGCCGCUGGAUGUGAUCCUCCAGCUCUGAAAACGGAUGAGUCCACGCGUGAUUCUUCUGUUGCGGCUGGAACAAGGAGUUCUGGAAUUCUGUCCUUUGCAAAUGUAACGUCCAAGGCAAAAGCUGUUGAAGGUCCCAACGCGUCUAAGUCAAAUGAUGCAGGGAAGAAGGGGAAGAAGCCAAAUCGGGUCCUAAUGUCAACAUCUGGUGGUAGGCGUUACUGAAUUUUGAAGGGACCUGAUAAGGACAUGUAUCUGUAUAUUAAGAAAUGUUUUACCUUUUAUUUAGGAACCGAGAUUUGUUAGUUACUCACCUAGAUUUGAGGAUGGUGUUUUGGUAAUGAGUUGUGAAGUUGUAGGUUCAACUGUUUUUGCUUCC